AUGGAGCAACUGAAAAAUACGAAAAGAUAUGUAGAACAAUCACUACAAAGGACCGUAAACCAAACUGAUUGGGAAUCAGUACACAGACUAGUGGAGAAGAAAGCUUCCACCAUCUUUACAAGGAUAAGGUACACUGAAAUUAAGAAGUUGGAUAACUUGAAGGCACUAAAAGUAAACGAAAUUCGACAAAAAGCAGAGUGGAUCGAAAACACAACGGAAUGCACUAUUCCGAACUAUCUGGAACGAACUCUCCUUCUUGGUCCAAACUUCAACAUCCAAAACAAAACCAACAUCCCUUAUGUGAGAUUGAUUGCCGAUGUCGAAAGUGCCAUAAGAAACAAACCAAAUGCAGAUGACAUUCGUGCCGAGGUUUCCAACAUCGUCACAAACUACAUAAGCUACCAGAAUCAACCACACACUAAACAGAAUGACUGGAUACACAAGGAUAUCGUCCAAAGCCGCAAGUUCCUUAAAGAAAACCCGGAUAUUUACGUAACGAGAGCAGAUAAAGGAAACAAAACGGUUAUACUGGCAUCAACUGAGUACCGUCAGAAAAUGGAAGAAAUGGUAAACGAUACGUCCACGUACACGCAAUUGAACGACAAUCCUACAAAUAAGACACUCAGGAAACUGAAUAUGAUCAUCGACCAAUGGUGGCAAAACAAAUACAUUGAUACAAUGACCAAAAACAGACUGAAAGUAUACAAUUGCCACCCACCAAGAAUAUACGGAUUACCAAAAAUUCAUAAGGAAAACCGACCGCUUCGACCUGUAGUCUCAACGGUUAGCUCAGCGACAUACAAAAUGGCCCAAUAUCUGUCAAGUAUACUUAACCACCUAGUGGGGAAAACGGAGUAUCACGUACGGAACAGUUUUGAAUUUGCACAAGAACUAACGAAAGUCAAGGUGCCGGAUGGAUGCGUCAUGUAUUCACUUGAUGUUGUUUCCCUCUAUACGAACGUUCCGGUGGAUAAAGUGUAUGAGUACGUCGGAGAACGAUGGAAUGAACUGCAACAACACACAACUAUUCCGUGGGACAGCUUCAAAGCGGCUAUGAAAACCGUACUGGAUGCUUCCUUCUUCCAAUAUGACGGCAAGUUUUAUAGACAGGACCACGGUGUACCCAUGGGAUCACCACUUUCCCCAGUAGUUGCCAACAUAGUGAUGGAAAAACUAGAACAACUCACAAUCGAACGUCUGAAGCUAAGGAACAUUAGUUUGACAAUAUAUCGAAGAUAUGUGGAUGACUGUUUUGUGGUAGGUAACGGAGAGGAAAUCGAUACAGUAUUAGGUGAAUUUAAUAAGUCCCAUAGCAGCUUAGUAUUCACACUAGAGAAAGAGCAAGAGGGAAGCAUGAGAUUCCUGGAUCUCACUCUAUCCAGAGAGGGAGAGAACAUCACCAAGAUGUGGUUUCCGAAGCAACAAAACGGUCGAUACUUAGAUUUCACCUCUGAAAGUCCAUUCUCCCACAAAAACAACACUGCCAUAGCACUUGUAGACAGAGCCUUAAAAUUGACCGAUGUAGAAAAACGAGAGGAAAGUAUAAAGGUAGCGCUAAACAUUCUGAGGAAUAACAACUAUCCCGAUCACACCAUCAGGAAGAUUUUAAAACAGAGAGUAGACAGAAUAUAUAACUCACUACGACACACAGAACAGAAAGCUCUCAAUUUUGCAUCAAUCCCCUACAUCCCUUGUCUAAGCGAAAAGGUAGGGAAAACGUUGCGCAAACAUGAUGUCACGAUUGCCUACAAACCUUGCGACAAAAUCAAAACAACGGUUUUCACUAAGUUAAAAGACGUCAUUCCCAAAAUGCAACAAACGAAUGUCGUGUACAGCAUCCCGUGUGGUGUAUGCAAAGACAGGGAGUACGUUGGCCAAACAUCGCAAACCCUAGAAAAACGUCUCACCCAGCAUAAGAAGUCAGUGAUAACAAACACUUCAACAACAGGGUUGACACAACAUACGAAUGACUCUGGGCACCAUUUCGAUUUCUCUCGCACCAAAAUUCUCGAAAGAAUCAACAAUGAGCGCAACAGACUAAACGCAGAAGUUCUCCACAUCAAAUUGAGAGAGAAAACUGCGGUUAAUCUACAACGGGAUGCGAUGGGGUUCUCUACCACAUACAACGGCUUGCUCAAAAAACUAAACUCGAUAGGAAAACACUCACGUCUCACAACAGCUGUUCAGGGAGAGGCAGCAGAUUUAGAGUAG
Messenger RNA from Topomyia yanbarensis, 2211 nucleotides. RefSeq lists its product as uncharacterized. NCBI's taxonomy places the organism in Eukaryota, Metazoa, Arthropoda, Insecta, Diptera, Culicidae. The record is from RefSeq and is a predicted model, not a curated record. The transcript has a single exon. The coding region runs from base 1 to 2211 and encodes 736 amino acids.